Molecule: messenger RNA, 3806 nt
Organism: Aspergillus heteromorphus CBS 117.55
Lineage: Eukaryota; Fungi; Ascomycota; Eurotiomycetes; Eurotiales; Aspergillaceae
Exons: 7
Coding region: 217-3522 (1101 amino acids)
Molecular function (GO): iron ion binding; monooxygenase activity; oxidoreductase activity, acting on paired donors, with incorporation or reduction of molecular oxygen
Source: RefSeq, a predicted model, not a curated record
AUGACUGUGUGUAUCGAGUUAGUCCGAAGAUGAACUCUGUGCUUUCGGGUGAUGUAUUCAUGACCGCAAGGGGCAGGAUCGGAGUCGGUGAAUCCAAACUGGAGGAAUCCCGAAUGUGGCCCGAAUUGUAGUCGAGUAGUAGUAUCGGCCCCCAUACAUAUAAACCACAGCGGCAACCCCAUUUCAACACUUAUCAUCGGUCUACGCAUUUCGACCAUGGCGUUGACAAUGUAUCUCAUUCUUGCCCUCGCCGCGGUCUUGGUGCUUCACUCUUUCCUUUCCAGCAGAAAGUUGCAACGGCAGCGCGGUCUUCCACACAUUCCUCUGGUGAAGUUUGAUCGCGAUGACACGCAGGCAAACUACGUCAUGCGGACCAAGGAAAUUAUGCACCAAGGAUAUUUGAAGUACACUAAGAACGGAAUCGCGUUCCGCAUCCGCAACCCAAUCGACGAGGGAAGCCCUCAGGUGAUUAUACCAAGCAAGUAUUUGGACGAGGUAAAGAACGCGCCGGAGACCGAAUUGAGCUUCCCAUUGCACGCGAUUCAGUCUUUCUUGUUGGAAUAUAGCGGAUCGGCGCUUCCAUCCCUGGCGGCAACAAAUGUCACCCGCAUUGACCUCAACAAGAACCUAGGGGAGUUGGUCGGGGGACUGAAGGAAGAGUGCCUCGACGCCCUUGGAACAGUGAUUCCAGAAAGCACGGAUUGGACGCCUCUGAAGCCUUGGGAGGUCUCCCUUCCGCUUGUCGCCCGAAUGACCGGACGAGUCUUGGUCGGACCGAAGCUCUGCAGCGACCCCGAGUGGAUCCAACUCACAAUCGCCAAUACCACGGGCAUCAUGAAAUCGGCGAUGGAAAUCCGAGCCUCCUAUUCUGCACGGUGGCAAUGGCUGGCUCCCUGGACCUAUCGGAGGCGAAAGGACCUGUUGACGCUCCGCAAACGGGCAGCCCGGAUGAUCGAGCCUCUCUAUCGCGAGCGCAUUGCCACCAAUAGUCACACCGAAAAACACCGCGAUGCAGUGCAAUGGCUCAUCGACAAUGGCAAUCACGACGGCCAGGUCACGAGCCCCGCAGAGAUUGCCGAUGGGCUCUUGUUUCUUUACAUGGCGGGCAUUCACAGUACGAGUGCCACAGUCGUCUCGAUGAUGUACGAUCUGAUCGCGCACUCGGACUACAUCCCCGAGCUGCUGGAGGAGAUCCACCAGGUAUUGGCCGACUCCCCUGAAUGGUCCAAACAGAGUCUGGCCAAGCUGCGCAAACUCGACAGUUUCAUGAAGGAGAGCCAGCGCCUGCAUCCGGUGGGACAUGUCACCGUCCAGCGAUCGACGGUGAAGCCCUUCACCUUCCACGACGGAGUGCGCCUCCCUGCCAACACCCAUCUGAGCUUCCCGACCGACGAGCUCACCCACGACCCCGAUGUCUACCCUCAACCCGAUGUCUUCGACGGUCUUCGGUUCUACCACAUGCGAAGGGAUGGGGAUGCGAGCAAGUUCCACUUUGCGACGGUGUCCAACCAGUCCACCAAUUUCGGGGCGGGGUUCCAUGCGUGUCCGGGGCGCUUCCUGCAUGCUCCAGCACAUUACUUUCAAUCACGAGGAGCGCGGUUUCGAUCCGGAAACGUCCGCACGGAGUCCCAGGACGCCAUGUCGAGCGGCACCACCGUGAUGCGCGUCUGCGUGCUGGGCGUCGCGGCGAGCAUCCGCUGCUUGGCCGCCGCACCCUUGGCCGGGUCGCGCACCGCCAGGAUCAACGCGCCAAUCUGGGGUAUGAGGGAGAACCGCCACAGCCACCACAUCUCGUCCCAGUGGAAUUGGGCCACGCUCAAUGCGACCCUUCACGGCCGGUUGCAGGGGACGGUCCCGCUGGCUCGACCGUGCUUCGACAGCUACGACGGCCGACUGGCCAUGUUCCAGCCCAGUCAGUGUUCCGAGGUGCAGGCCCAAUACACGUCGGCCGCCUAUCGCGCCGACCUUUACAGCGGCUUCAUGCAUGCGCAGAAUGAGAUCUGUGCUGCCUCGACCGACCAACUGACACGCCAGUGUCUCUUGGGUCCCACCGAACCCCUGGUUGACCCGCCGUCGACCUCCUGCGGCCAGGGGAGCGUGUCCCACUACCACAUCCCGGUCACUGACGCGGCCGACGUCCAGGCAGCGUUUGCUUUUGCCCGACAGACCGGUGUCACCCUGAGCAUCAAGAACAGCGGGCAUGAUUACAGCGGCCGCAGCAGUCUCCGCGGCUCGCUGGCCCUAUGGACCCGCCCCAUGCAGCAGCUCAUCUACCAUCCGAACGACUUCGUCCCCGCGGGAUGCAGCGCGCAGCACCGAGCCGCCCACGCCAUCACGGUGGGAGCCGGGGUGAACUUCGACCAGGUGUACCGAUUUGCGCACGAGCACAAUGUGACCUUCAUCGGGGGCACGGCGCCCACGGUCGGGGUGUCGGGGGGAUUCGCCAUGACGGGGGGACACGGGCUGCUGACGGCGCAAUUCGGGCUGGGGAUCGACCGGGUCCUGGAGUACAAGAUCGUGACGGCGGAUGGGGAGUUGCGGACGGCCAACGCGUGCCAGCACCAGGACCUCUUCUGGGCGCUGCGCGGCGGCGGCGGCGCGACGUACGGCGUGGUGGUGGAAUCCACGCACCGAGUCGAGCCGUCGCGGCCGUUGGUCUUCGCCUCUCUCACUCUGCCUGCCCCCGAUGCUAACUUCACCCGCCUCCUCAUCCGCCAUGCCCGUCGCUGGUCGCUGCAGGGCUGGGGCGGUCCCAACGCCAUGGACCGCAUCGCCAUGGCCAAUCCCUUCCUCGAUCUCCCCGCCGCCCGAGCCUCCCUGGCCGAGGUCAUCGACUACGUCGACGCCCACGACGGCGGCUCCGUCUCGUUGACCGUCUAUCCCGACUUCUAUCCCAUCUACCAGGAGUACAUGACCGCCACCGCCGAUGCAGGCGUUGGCACGGCCAGCUUCGCCACCAAUCGUCUCAUCCCCACCACUCUCUUCCAACAGCCCAACGACACCGCACGCCUCCUCGACGAGUUGGUCCUGCUGGCGGCGGAGGGUUACGCCCCGACCCUCUUCGCGACUCCGCCAGCGUACUACGAGAGCCGCCAGCCAUCGAAUCCUCCUCCUCCUACUACUACUACUAAUCAUAAUGAUGAUGAUAAUAAUAAUAAUAAUAAUACCUCCACAACCCCCGCAUGGAGAGACAGUACCUGGAUGAUCACGGUCAGUGCCGAAUGGGCCUGGAACAGUACGCUGGCCGAAAAACGCGCCUUCGUCCGGAAUUUCCAGUCCGUGACGCAACGCCUCGCUCGCCUCGCUCCCCGCAGUGGCGCCUACAUCAGUGAGGCUGAUCCCUUCACCCCCGACUGGCGGACCGCCUGGUGGGGGGACGAGAACUAUGCCCAUCUGCUCCGCAUCAAGCGGAAAUAUGACCCCGCGGGGCUACUGCGGUGUUGGCGAUGCGUGGGAUGGGAAGAGGAAAGGGCGGACCCGGACGGUGGGUUUGGCUGUCUGGGUGGCCUUGUUGAUGUCUGAAUGAGCUAGAUGGUGUUACUUAUUGCUACUUGUUCCUGUUCCUGUUUCUGUUCUUGUGUGUGUGUGUGUGUGUGUGUGUGUGUGUGUGUUGGAAUAGUGGGAUAGUACCCCUCACAUAAGACUCUCCCUCUAUCGAUAUAUAGAACGGAAAAUUCAAAAACUACUAGCAUGUAUUCCCCAAGGCCUCAUCCGUAGUGGCAGUGGCAGUGGCGGUGGUAGUGGUGCUUGACCCCUCCUUAUACGCCACCAAAGUCUCCAGAAACUCAUUCACAUCCUGCGCGCCG